Molecule: messenger RNA, 384 nt
Organism: Pongo pygmaeus (Bornean orangutan)
Lineage: Eukaryota; Metazoa; Chordata; Mammalia; Primates; Hominidae
Product: nuclear transport factor 2-like
Biological process (GO): nucleocytoplasmic transport
Source: RefSeq, a predicted model, not a curated record
AUGGGAGAUAAGCUGAUUUGGAAGCAGACUGAAUCCAGCUUCAUUCAACAUUACUACCAGUUAUUUGAUAAAGAUAGAGCCCAAAUAGGUACAAUUUACACUGAUGCGUCAGGCCUUACGUGGGAAGGACAGCAAUUCCAGGGGAAAGCUGCCAUUGUGGAGAAGUUGUCUAGCCUUCUGUUCCAGAAAAUCCAGUACAACAUCAAGGCACAGGACCAUUAGCCCACACUAGAUAGCUGCAUCAUCAGCAUGGUUGUGGGUGAGCUUAAGAUAGAUGAAGACCCCAUCAUCGGGUUCCACCAGACAUUCCUAUUAAAGAAUAUCAGUGAAGCCUGGGUUUGCACCCAUGACAUGUUCAGGCUUGCCCUGCUCAACUUUGGCUGA